This is a messenger RNA of Molossus molossus (Pallas's mastiff bat), 635 nucleotides long. It is a transcript of the gene UFM1, whose product is annotated as ubiquitin fold modifier 1. The coding region runs from base 60 to 290 and encodes 76 amino acids. NCBI's taxonomy places the organism in Eukaryota, Metazoa, Chordata, Mammalia, Chiroptera, Molossidae. Gene Ontology annotation, cellular component: nucleus; cytoplasm. Gene Ontology annotation, biological process: protein K69-linked ufmylation. The transcript has 6 exons. The record is from RefSeq and is a predicted model, not a curated record.
GCCGGGCUCGCGGCGGAAGCGGCGCCGAGGGAGUUGGCGUGUCCGCAGCCGGCUGCACCAUGUCGAAGGUGUCCUUCAAGAUCACGCUCACGUCCGACCCGCGGCUGCCCUACAAAGUACUCAGUGUUCCGGAAAGUACCCCUUUCACAGCAGUUCUAAAGUUUGCAGCAGAAGAAUUUAAAGUUCCUGCAGCCACAAGUGCAAUUAUUACCAAUGAUGGGAUAGGAAUAAAUCCUGCCCAGACCGCUGUGAACAAAAUGAAGUCUGAGGAGUCAAACAGAAGAACCUAGAAUAUGUGGCAGAAUCUUGGCAAGUAUCCAUUCCGCUGCUCGUUCUCUAGCUGAGUGCAAAAUGCUGCCUGACACUGUUUCACUGACUUGUGUAAAGCUUCCUUUUAAAGGGUUUCAGACUUAGAUUUUUUGGAUAUUUUGAUUCUUAAAAUUAAUUAUUUGAAAGAAAAGGCAAUGGGAAGAAACUGAGUCUGUGUAAGUUCCCCUUCCCCAAAUUAAGAUAUUAAAAGUACCUUUUACCUAAGGAUCAUGAAAUAUUUGUGACAUGGAAGCAUCAAUAUACUUUAGUGGACUAAUUCUAAGUAAGCUCACUUGAAUGUUCUCAAAUCUAUUUAUAAAACUGAA